Mytilinidion resinicola is the source of this 2838-nucleotide messenger RNA. RefSeq lists its product as uncharacterized. Gene Ontology annotation, biological process: positive regulation of transcription from RNA polymerase II promoter by galactose; DNA-templated transcription. Gene Ontology annotation, cellular component: nucleus. The coding region runs from base 1 to 2484 and encodes 827 amino acids. The record is from RefSeq and is a predicted model, not a curated record. Gene Ontology annotation, molecular function: RNA polymerase II cis-regulatory region sequence-specific DNA binding; DNA-binding transcription factor activity, RNA polymerase II-specific; zinc ion binding. The transcript is spliced from 2 exons. NCBI's taxonomy places the organism in Eukaryota, Fungi, Ascomycota, Dothideomycetes, Mytilinidiales, Mytilinidiaceae.
AUGUUUGCGACCUUUACCUCGUCCAUGGACGCCCGGAGCAAGAGCCAGACGAAUGGUGCACCGACCUCAUCGCGUCCCAAGAGGCAUGUCGCCGCUCGAGCGUGUGACCGUUGCAGGGCAAACCGAAUCAAGUGCGACGACGGCCAGCCCUGCAAGCACUGCCGCGUCAAAGAUGUGGAGUGCUGCAAGGGCCGGCCCGGCGAGCAUCCCGACAGAUCGCGAGUCAAUGAACUCGAAGCCCAGCUGCAGCAGAAGAGCGCUCAGACGAGUCCAGCUGCUUCUUCCGCAACUGCUGCUCUGCCAUCGCCGCCAGACUCCGAAGACACGACGAGUCCGGGCAGCCAGCAGUCCCUCGACAGACGCUCGACCAACAGCUGGGUAGGGUUUUGGAAGACGGAUCCCAAUACCAAGCAGGCGCAGUACUAUGGGCCCACGUCGUUCAAUUUCUUCCUGUACCGACUGGGCGGGUAUCUGACAUCAAGUUGCAACCAACCGCAGCUAGCGGAGGCCAUGCAGGCGAUCACAACCCCUUCUUCUCACUCAACUGCCGACAGUGGCACAGCAGCGGCCCUGUCUCGCCCCCAGGAAGAGGGGCUACUAGACAUGUUUUGGCAGUCGUAUCACAGCAUGUUCCCAGUCCUGGAUGAAGCUGAGUUUCGCAGCCACUACAACGCGCUGUGGUUUUCGCAAGCGUCGUCUCCAGUCGAGACGUCGCGGCAGCCCUCCGCGCUGGUGGACAUAAUACUUGCCCUGUGCAUCCAGUUCAGCACUGCUGCUCUGGCGUCCAGCGUUCCAGCCACGGAGGUUGACUCUGGUAAUGCAACCCAGCUGGGCAGGUGGUUGUACGACCGAAGCCAGAAUCUUGUACGAAGUGAGCAGGACGGCCCGUCGAUUUCAACGCUGCAGGUUCACAUCUACUCCAUCAUCUUCCUUAUAAAUUGCUCGUUACUACCGCAAGCCCACGGGGUGCUAUCCGCUGCUGUACACGUAGCCUGUGCCCUGGGCUUGCAUCAUGAGCUCCCGGAAGAUCUCCCAGCAUCCCAGAGGUCGCUUUUGCGGCGGCUGUGGUUGAUGCUGUUCUACCUAGAUUCGAAAUGCAGUCUCGACCUCGGUCGGCCAUUUUUGAUUCCCUGGCCCGGACCAGGUGGCACCACCGAGCCGUGGGAAAACGAUCAGCACGCUGUGGCCUUGGUUGACACCAGCAAUACGAACUACGAGGGCAUCAAUUGGCUCACCUGCCACAAUCAGUAUGUUAAACUGAUGGGCGUGAUUCGCAGCAUUUCAGUCUCCUUCUCCGCCAAAUGCGACGAGCUAUUAGCGGCGCAGCCUACCCCUUCUCUCUAUUCAAAUCCCAGCGUAUUGGAGGCAUCUGCCUCUUCGCUGCGGCAAAGCCUCGCAUUACUCCGACCAUGGAUCAGCGGUGUUCCUACUGCACUCAAGUUCUCUCGUAAAGACGGUGGAGAGGCUUUCUCUGCAACGCGAUAUCAGGUCCAGUUUGAUGCGUUUGCGCCCAUCUGGCUGCAGCGCCAACGCCUGCUACUGGAGCUCCUAUAUCACAACGCCCUGCUCUGUCUCUACCGCACUUUUAUCAAAUAUCCAACACCAAACGCAGGCCCCGAAUCUCUCGGGCCUAGUAUCACUACGCUCUCGGUUGGGAACGCUGUAUCCGCUCUCAAUCAUGGAAUAGCGACCAUCUAUAUCAUAGACCAAGCGAUGAUUGAAACGGACCUGCUUACUUCCUGGCAUCGAGCAUACCAGUUCUUAUGGGAAGCAUCCGUCAUCGUCGUAGGCUUCACCUUUGCACGACCUCUAUGUCCCCACACAGCAUCUGCCCGCACCGCGAUCUCCACUGCAAUACGCGCAUUUGGUGUUUUUGCUGCCCACGGGAUAGCACCCGCAAAUACCGCCGCAAGGAUCCUGCGCGAGCUAAGUAGUACGAGCGGCGAUGCCCUGGGCACCUUUCGCAGCAACUUCCCAACUCCUGCGCCAGCUCCAGUGCAGAACCCGAGGAGGUCCGGGGACAAAACACCUGUGACGCAACAGCCCGCCGCACGGCCUGGCAGCGACAGCUUCUCCGCACCACCCCAGAUCGCCCAUUCGCGAGGAUCGAGCAAUAGCACCCCCGUCAUGCAGCAGUCAAUCACACAGCCCAGAGGCUCAAUGUCCUGGAUGACGCAAGCACAGACGCCCGAGAAUAUGGCAUUCCUCCCCACGACAUCAUUAAUGAAUUUCCCACCAGACCUAUCUUCAAAUCUCUCCACAAGUCUCGAUUCGAAUUUCGCUGCAAAUACGUUUAGUACUGAUUUUCCUUCGGGCGACAUGAAUGCGGCCUUUGCGGAGCCCCUUCCGUUUAACUCCGCGCCCAUGUCGAUGGAUUUCUCAGCGGAUAUGCUCGCGUCGGUUGAUAUGCAGAAUGCAGUUCAAAACAUGGAUUGGGAUCAGGAUUUCAGCGUUUGGCCCGGAAAUGUCGGCCGUGGGACAUAGUUUUCCAGCUUAGCUUUGCAACACGAUGCAUUUUUUGGUGUUGAAGGUGGGAAAAUUUCCACGAUGCUACGACACAAAAUCUGUGCACUCUUUGCAAUUCGUUCUAACCUUGCUCCGGGAUUUCUAAUGAGACGCUAGGCCACUCGAACGAAAGAGUGAGGCAGGUCGAUUAGAAGCAAUUGGGAUCACUCCAGUUUGAUUUGUCUUGACAUUUGCACCUCGUGUGAGUUCGUGAGGAUGAUGCAUCGCAGGAUAGUAUAGGACAUUGGCACUUUCAAAGAAGAAGUUCUCUUUCGAUUUAGAGUACCGUUCUAACAACUAAAUGACAUAUACAAAAUUACAUCGAAAGAAAGU